AUGAAUUAUUCUAUGAUAAAUCAAUAUCAAUUAUAUAAUCGACAAAAUGUAACAUCUUUAACAACAACAGAAUAUUUAACAACAUCUCAUAAACCUACUCCAAAUAGAUCAUAUGGUCUUGCUUUUAAACUUCUUACAAUAUUUUCAAUUGUUUUUGUUUUUGGUAUGAUUAUUAUUCGUUUAUGUUUUAAAUUUUGUAGUUCAAAUCGUUCUUCAAAUGUUCUAUCAUCAAUUCAUGGUAUACCUGUUAUACGACCUCAAGUAUCUACUAUUGAAUUACCUUAUUAUAAACCAGAUUUACCACCAGCUUAUCCUGAAGCAAUAGCAAAUAUUGAUAAUGAUGAAACUAAAUUACCAUCAUAUGAUGAAUUACAAAAUGAACAAAAUGUACGUAGUACAAAUCCAACACAAACAUAA
This is a messenger RNA of Rotaria sp. Silwood1, 417 nucleotides long. NCBI's taxonomy places the organism in Eukaryota, Metazoa, Rotifera, Eurotatoria, Philodinida, Philodinidae. The record is from the annotation of a GenBank genome assembly.